Molecule: messenger RNA, 1746 nt
Organism: Diaporthe citri
Lineage: Eukaryota; Fungi; Ascomycota; Sordariomycetes; Diaporthales; Diaporthaceae
Exons: 2
Coding region: 1-1746 (581 amino acids)
Biological process (GO): transmembrane transport
Cellular component (GO): membrane
Molecular function (GO): myo-inositol:proton symporter activity
Source: RefSeq, a predicted model, not a curated record
AUGGCCGACUCCGUGACGCCAGCUCCGGUGGAGCCCACCAUGAGCAAGAAGAAGCUCCAGGAAGCACAGCUGGAGAACCCUGUCAAGCCCAACAACAUUCCCGCCAUGGACGAGGCACAGGCCCUCGCCGUCGCACAGGCAGGCGGAUAUGAGAUCGACGCCCUGAUCAACGAGAUGGAGGCCGAGCUCGAGGCCGACGGUGGUCUCAAGACCGGCUUCUUCCACCUGCAAUUCACGGACCCAAGACAUUUCACAUGGGUCAUCGUCGCCUUCGCCUCCAUGGGUGGCUUGUUGUCGGGACUCGACCAGUCGCUCAUCUCGGGCGCCAACCUGUAUCUCCCCGUCGACCUCCACCUGACCACUGAGCAGAACAGUCUCGUCAACUCGGCCAUGCCUCUCGGUGCUGUCGGCGGUGCGUUGAUUCUCGGGCCUUGCAACGAGUGGUUCGGCAGGAAGAUGGCCAUCAUCAUCUCUACGAUUCUCUACACCAUCGGCGGUGCUCUCUCUGCUGGAGCAAUGAACUAUGGCAUGAUCAUUGCUGCUCGCGUCAUCCUCGGCUUUGGCGUCGGUCUCGAAGGUGGUACGGUCCCUGUCUACGUCGCCGAGACAGUCGAGCGCAAGAUUCGUGGCAACCUCGUGUCUCUAUACCAGUUCAACAUCGCCCUCGGCGAAGUCCUCGGCUACGCCGUCGCAGCCAUGUUCCUGCACGUCGACGGAAACUGGCGGUAUAUCCUCGGAUCCUCCCUUGUCUUCUCGACCAUCAUGGGCAUCGGCAUGCUCUUCCUUCCCGAGAGCCCGCGUUUCCUCAUGCACAAGGGCAAGGUGCUCGAGGCGUACAAGGUCUGGAAGCGCAUCCGCGGCAUCACCAACGCCGAGGCCAAGGAGGAGUUCUUCGUCAUGAAGGUCGGCGUCCAGCACGAGCAGACCGUCGUCUCCGAGAGCGCCACCAACAAGCGCUUCCCCUGGAUGGACUUCUUCACCGUUCCCCGUGCCCGCCGCGCCCUGGUCUACGCCAACAUCAUGAUCCUGCUCGGCCAGCUUACCGGAGUCAACGCCAUCAUGUACUACAUGUCCGUGCUGAUGCACCAGAUCGGCUUCGACGACGAGAAGGCCAACUACAUGUCCCUCGUCGGCGGCGGCUCCCUGCUGAUCGGCACCAUCCCCGCCAUCUUCCUCAUGGAGAAGUUCGGCCGUCGCUUCUGGGCCAACGUGAUGCUGCCCGGCUUCUUCAUCGGCCUCGUCAUCAUCGGCGCGUCCUACCAGAUCCAGAGCCUCAACGGCACCAUGGCCUGCUACCUGGUCGGUCUCGUCCUCUACAUGAGCUUCUUCGGAUGCUACGCCUGCCUGACGUGGGUCGUCCCCUCGGAGGUGUACCCCACCUACCUCCGGUCGUACGGCAUGACCACCUCGGACGCCCUGCUCUUCCUGGCCUCCUUCAUCGUCACGUACAACUUCUCGGCCAUGCAGCGCGCCAUGACCCAGACCGGCCUGACCCUGGGCUUCUACGGCGGCAUCGCCGCCGUCGGCUGGGUCUACCAGAUCCUCUUCAUGCCCGAGACCAAGGACAAGACCCUCGAGGAGAUCGACCUCAUCUUCCAGCGGCCCACGCGGGAGAUCGUCAACGAGAACAUCAAGAACACCACCAGGGCGUUUGCCCACUUCUUCGCGGGCCGGUGGACCCCGACCAGCCAGAAUGCUGCUGUCGCGGCCGAGGUGGAGGAGGAGAAGCUCGGCGAGAAGUCUUAG